This is a messenger RNA of Physella acuta, 2152 nucleotides long. Its product is annotated as carbonic anhydrase 14-like. Lineage: Eukaryota; Metazoa; Mollusca; Gastropoda; Physidae. The record is from RefSeq and is a predicted model, not a curated record. Gene Ontology annotation, molecular function: zinc ion binding; carbonate dehydratase activity.
CUUUGCUGGUCCAUCGACUUGCCGUCGCCGGGUCUAUCUACAGUCACACAAUAAGUCGGACAUGCUUGUACACAUCAUACUCUUCGUUACAGCUGUUUUUUUACAGCCAGUCGCUUGCUCAGACUGGAGUUAUAAUGGCGAAGAAGGUGUGUCCCACUGGUCAGACUUGUUCCAGAAGUGCGCCCUGACCCACCAAUCACCAAUCAACAUCUACGAGGGUGACGUCGUGGUUGACCCAGCCCUGGGGGAGGUGCUCUUUGAGAACUACGACACAGCUGACGGCUUGGCCAUGGCCUUGAUCAACAAUGGUCACACCGCCGCGGUCUCAAUAGCUGGAGCACGUGAUGUUGCCAUCUCAGGCGGUGACCUUCCGCACAAGUUCAAGGCCAAUCAGCUGCACUUCCAUUGGGGGUCCCAUUCAAGCGAGGGGUCAGAACACCAGAUCAGCUCUCAAACUUUUCCAAUGGAGCUCCACAUCGUCCACUACAACACCAAGUACCCGGACUUUGCUGCUGCCCUGUCUCAAGGUGACGGCUUGGCUGUUCUAGGUUUUGUCUUCAAGAUCUCUAAGACCGACAACCCGGCCCUCUCACAGAUCGUCUCAAGUCUGGCCAGCAUCAGGAGUGUCGACACUGCUGUAGAUUUUAAACCAUUUGCCAUUAAAACGAUACUUCCGGAAUCGUUCCACCAGUUUUAUCGAUACUCUGGCAGUCUCACAACUCCCCCGUGUGACGAGUCUGUCACGUGGACUGUCUACAAGGAGCCAAUCAACAUCUCUGAAGCCCAAAUCACAGAGUUCCGCACCCUCCAGGACCACACCCACUCCCCCAUCAACCUCAACGCCCGCCCAGUCCAGCCACUCAAUGACCGGGUGGUGAAAGCCAACUUCGACCCAAAUGUGCAUUGGGGUUACUAUCAUGGCGAAAGCACCCACUGGCGUGAGACGUUCUCAAACUGCGGUGCCUACAGCCAGUCCCCCAUCAACAUUGAGGUCUUCUACACCGUGGAGGAACCCCUGCCUGUCAUGGUCUACAAGAACUACGAGACCUCGGCCGGCGUGCUCAUGAAGCUCAAGAACAGUGGACAUGCAGCUCAAGUGGACAUCUCUGGCACUGAGAUUUCUAUUUCCGGUUCCGGUUUGACCGAGCCGUACGUGGCUGCACAGUUCCAGUUCCACUGGGGCGGAUCCGAACACACCAUCAACGGCAAGUCGUACCCCAUGGAGCUGCACAUCGUCCACUACAAGAAGUCUCUGGGCAGUCUGGCAGCUGCAGCCACACAGUUCCAGGGUCUGGCCGUGCUGGGCUUUUUGUUCGAGGUGAGUUCUGGUGACAACGUUCUAUUCAACAACAUCACCAACUAUCUCAAGUCAAUCAAGGACCCAGACACCUCGGUGACCAUCCCGAGUUUCCCCAUCAACUCCAUCCUGCCCAGUAGACGUAGCGACCUGUACCGGUACCACGGCAGUCUGACCACACCAGGGUGCCACGAGACGGUCAUCUGGUCCGUCUUCAAGGACACCAUCCAGGUGUCUUCAAGACAGCUGGCGUUGUUUCGAACCCUGGUCUCCCACGAGACAGACAGUAACGGCAACCCGCUGCCAAUGGUCGACAACAACCGACCAAUCCAGGCCAUCAACAGUCGGGAGGUCUACAGGAACUUCUAACAAUGAUCCAUGGGACUCUGCUGGACAUCUUCAUGAAAUCCACUGUCUUGGCUACAGUCUUUUUAAAUCACUAGCUGAUCAAUAGACUCAUCUAAUUAUAGCCCAGAUACAGAACCUCUAAUCUUUUCUCCAUCAAGCUUCUCAUUGAUUGACUUGGCACAUGCUUUUAUUCAUGUACUCCACUACUGCACGCUAAAAUUUGACUUUAUUUAUUUUGUUAGUUGAAAAAAAAACACAUGAUUGUGUUGGAUAAUUCUCAUAUAGCUUGCUAUUGAUGAAUCUGUAGGGAGAUCUAAACUGAAUUUGUUGAAGUUCUAUUUACAAAUUAAAUUUUUUUUUUAAAUCCUUGAUGAGACAACUUGCAGAUCCUGUUGAUUAGAUGUUAUUUAAUUACUCUAAUUAGCUGUUCAUUCAUUGUUUAAUUACUCCAUGAAACUAAUAACUAUUUAUAUUGAUAAUUUUUCUCAUCGGUGGAUCUAGAAAUAA